Molecule: messenger RNA, 438 nt
Organism: Striga hermonthica
Lineage: Eukaryota; Viridiplantae; Streptophyta; Magnoliopsida; Lamiales; Orobanchaceae
Source: the annotation of a GenBank genome assembly
AUGGACGUGAAUUUGGUGAGGAGGUUGGAAGCGGCGGUGGCUCGGCUGGAGGCGGCGGAGGACGAAGGCGGCGAUGCGUUCGCGGCGGACCCGUCAAUUGCGGCGUUAGACGAUGUGAUUUCUCAGAGCGUCGGUCGAGUCACGAGCGCCGCGGAGAAGAUCGGUGGACAGGUGAUGGACGUGUCUAACGUUAUCUCUGAAGCUUUCAAUGUGCAGAGUGGGAUUCUUGGAUUUUGUGAUGUUCUAAUAUCCAAAGAUGCCAUUGAUGAGGGAAGGCGAACUGAUUUCUUCAUUCACUUAAAGACCGGUGCAGAUAGUUUGGCUGCUUUGGCGUGGAUUGCUUACACAGGAAAAGACUGUGGUAUGAGUAUGCCUAUUGCACAUGUUGAGGAAUGCUGGCAGACGGCCGAGUUUUAUUGUAACAAGGUAGGUUUCUGA